This is a messenger RNA of Scheffersomyces coipomensis, 768 nucleotides long. It is a transcript of the gene GLO2, whose product is annotated as hydroxyacylglutathione hydrolase. Gene Ontology annotation, molecular function: hydroxyacylglutathione hydrolase activity. The transcript has a single exon. The record is from RefSeq and is a predicted model, not a curated record. Lineage: Eukaryota; Fungi; Ascomycota; Pichiomycetes; Serinales; Debaryomycetaceae. Bases 1 to 768 code for a protein of 255 amino acids.
AUGCAUAUUGAAUCGAUUCCUAUGAGAUGGGGAAGUGGCAAUAAUUAUGCUUACUUAUUGAUUGAUACACCUACCAAACACGCAUGGUUGAUCGAUGCUGCUGAACCUGAAGAAGUCACUGAUUAUAUCAAAUUACAUAAACCUAAUUUUGAAUUGAAAGCGAUUGUGAAUACUCAUCAUCAUUAUGAUCAUGCUGGUGGUAAUAAAGAUUGGCAUGGGAAAUAUCCUGAUUUACCUAUUAUAGCCGGUAAAGAUGCUGCUCAUGUUUCAUAUACGCCAUCUCAUAAAGAAGUGAUUGAUUUAGGAGAUGAUUUAUCCAUUACGGCGUUACAUACUCCAUGUCAUACUCAAGAUUCGAUAUGUUAUUAUGUAGUUGAUUCUAAAACUAAAGAUAAAGCUGUAUUUACUGGUGAUACACUUUUCACUAGUGGAUGUGGGAGAUUUUUUGAAGGUACAGGGGAAGAAAUGGAUCAAGCUUUAAAUCAUAUCUUAGGGAAAUUACCUAAAGAAACUAAAGUAUAUUCAGGUCAUGAAUAUACUGCUUCAAAUGUUAAAUUCUCCAAAACUAUUUUAAAUAAUGAUGCUAUAAAGAAAUUAGAAAAAUUCGCUAAUGAAAAUGAAUAUACUACUGGUGUGUUCACCAUUGGUGAUGAAUUAGAAUUUAAUCCAUUUAUGAGAUUACAUGAUCCAAUCGUACAAAAGAAAACUGGAUAUACUACAUCAACUGAUGUGAUGACUAAAUUAAGAGAAUUGAAAAAUAGUAUGUAG